Messenger RNA from Pieris brassicae (large cabbage white), 390 nucleotides. RefSeq lists its product as uncharacterized. NCBI's taxonomy places the organism in Eukaryota, Metazoa, Arthropoda, Insecta, Lepidoptera, Pieridae. Bases 1 to 390 code for a protein of 129 amino acids. The record is from RefSeq and is a predicted model, not a curated record. The transcript is spliced from 3 exons.
AUGAAUAAACCUGAUACAUUUACACCUAAAGAUCUACUUGAUUAUGUAAAAUCCGUAGUAAGAGUGUCAACCAGAGAUAAUAGAGACUCGGGUUCUAACUACGCCUGGUUGCGUUCAAGACAUUUAAGUGUUGCAGAAGACAACGCAUUGGACAAAUAUGAGAGUUUAGUAAACAAAUUGUCACCAGAAAGCUGCACAGCCAUUGCUGUCAAACUUGAUACAUUGACAGAAGGCACGCAAAUGUCAUCGGAUGAUGUUAUCAAGAUGUUCGAGAAGCUGCUAGAAGAACAAGAGAGUAUACAACUGCUACAGCUCGUGGACAAAGGGGGAAAGAAACUUCCAGCAAGGCAUGGCAAACGACGAGCUACUAUUGCUUUUAUUUCUUACUAA